This is a messenger RNA of Pocillopora meandrina, 654 nucleotides long. NCBI's taxonomy places the organism in Eukaryota, Metazoa, Cnidaria, Anthozoa, Scleractinia, Pocilloporidae. The record is from the annotation of a GenBank genome assembly.
AUGGAAGCCGAAAAUGAAGAUCAAACAAACUGUGAAAUUGUUUUGGAAUCUUUUGAAUGAGUGUCUACGUAAGGUUUCCUGUGAUGGUAACUAUACAUUCAAUCCAGUUGGAUGGUGUGCAGACAUGGCUGGGGCAAACUUGGCAGGAUUUACCGAGGUUUUUGGUGAAACUGUCAACGUUCGAAUUAAGGCAUGCGAGUUUCCUUUCAAGGACCACCGAAAUAAAAACGCCAGAAAGUUAGACGCCGAUAUUGCAGCCGAGUUUAUGACCCUUUGUGACAACCUCUUACUCAGUGCAACAGAAGCUGCAUACUACGAGUCGUCUAAAGCCGAGAUUGAGGAGUUUUAUUGCAACAAGGGAAGAGCAGUCGAUUUUGUCAUCUUGGGUCUCAUGGUGGCACGCAAGACGGGGUUUCAUUUUUUGCGCAUUUGCACCUCGAGACGCGCUGAGAAUGAAUCAAGCAGAGGUCAUUCACACUAUGUGGGUGUACAGGGACCGCCCUAAUUUAUCGAUGCUCGAAGUUUGCCUUGCGGACACUCGAGACUCUUUGUUUCCAGACGUUGAGCUCAAAGAUUGUCAAUCGGUUGUUGCAACAGGUGGCCCUUCUUAUGCCGAUCGGAAAAAAAAAGAAACAUGCUCGUGAGGUCAAUAAA